Messenger RNA from Phialemonium atrogriseum, 546 nucleotides. RefSeq lists its product as uncharacterized. The record is from RefSeq and is a predicted model, not a curated record. NCBI's taxonomy places the organism in Eukaryota, Fungi, Ascomycota, Sordariomycetes, Cephalothecales, Cephalothecaceae. The transcript has 3 exons. Bases 102 to 398 code for a protein of 98 amino acids.
CUUGGUUCCCAAUUCAUAUACCCCUCGCCUUCGUUUCUGGGACAAACACCACAACACCUUCAAUAGUUCGUCUGGUUGGUUGCCGGGCCUUGCUUGUCACGAUGCGCAUCUACAAACUAUUUAGCCUCAUCGCCCUCCUAUCCAUUGCCCACUCGAUCCCGCUUCGAACAACAGAUGCAGACUUCUUGGCCAUGAGACGGAAACUGUUGAAGGAUAUGAGAGGUGGUAAAGCAAGUGAUAAGAAACACAAAUACUUCCGUAGACGAAUCAAGUUUCCAUCCGCACUACGAUGGCCGGUAAGUGGUAGCCGUCCUACAUGGCGACCGAGGUUUUCUGAUGGCCCGGUUGCAGAUUUACGGACCACAAGCUCGGCUAUGUUGAGCAAAAGAGAGCACUGAAGAACUUGGCGCAGACCUUCCUGGCCACUUUCUCAGAUCUCGGCGUAGAGACAUGGCUUGUGCAUGGCAGCCUUCUGGGCUGGUGGUGGAAUAAACAAGUCGGGCCCACCCCCUACACUCUCCUCGGGGCUAUCACAUGGGCUAACCC